This is a messenger RNA of Xiphophorus maculatus (southern platyfish), 3282 nucleotides long. RefSeq names its product sodium bicarbonate transporter-like protein 11. The record is from RefSeq and is a predicted model, not a curated record. The transcript has 20 exons. Lineage: Eukaryota; Metazoa; Chordata; Actinopteri; Cyprinodontiformes; Poeciliidae. The coding region runs from base 103 to 2685 and encodes 860 amino acids. Gene Ontology annotation, molecular function: solute:inorganic anion antiporter activity. Gene Ontology annotation, cellular component: plasma membrane; basolateral plasma membrane. Gene Ontology annotation, biological process: monoatomic anion transport; monoatomic ion homeostasis; transmembrane transport.
GUCCACUCCUGCUGCAGUUCUUACAAUAGAAGAAUUUUGAAUUUUCAUCUCCUUCUUAAAUGACCUCUCACUUCUUGCUUGAACUGGAAAUAAAAAAGCCUGAUGAAGAACAAAAAGGAAGUAGAGGAGAUGCCAGGAGUCACAGUAAAUCGUUAUGCCGAAGAGGCUCCAUCCACUGGGAGGUCUAAGAAUGGAUAUGUUUUCCAGGAGUUGGAGCUGAAGGAUGGAGAGAAGGAAGAUUCAGAUCAGGACUCACCAACCAUCAUUACAGACAACAUUUAUGAAAAUGACAUCCAUCUCAGUGUUUCAGAUGCUGAAGGUCCUGGAUAUGGACUUUUAAACACAACAAGAAAAUAUGUAAAACCCAUGAACUUCCAAGAGGAAGUGCGUGCACACAGAGAUCUAGACAGCUUCCUUUCUCAGGCGAGCAUCCUUCUGGACGAAAAAGCUGCCACUCUGGAUGAGGCUUUGAGACGAAUGAUUGCUCACAUGGUGGAGGACGGCCAUGGCAACUGUAAUGUAGAAGAGGUGAUGAACUCGCUGUUCACAGAUGCAGGAGGCAGAGAUAUUAAUGUUCACCUUCUGUCGGAGACUAUUCAGGGUGUGACUGCUACUUCAACCGGUAUUCAUUAUCAGCAGUCUUGGCUUUGUAUUCUCUCCAAUGUGAGAAACCUGCAGAGGCGUCAUGUUUGCAUUACCCGUCUGGAGAUUCCACAAAAUUGGGGAGUCAACUGCUGCGAGGCCCGUUUUGUUAUCCUGAUCCUCGCACCGCCCAGAACGAAAAGCACCAAGACAGCUGUUGAACUGGGUAGGACAUUUGCCACAAUGUUCUCUGACAUUGGCUUCAGGCAAAAGCUUCUAGAGACCAAAACUCAGGAGGAGUUCAAACAGGAGCUGGUCUCCCAGCGACACCGGCUCUCUGUAGCCAGUGAGAAGACAGUCGUAGAGGAAGUGGAGGACUCAGACCCACAAAGAGGAAAAGCACUCCAGUGCAGAGAUUUCUUCAGAGCCGGUAGAGGUGUUUAUGAUGACCUUCGUCGGAGACUGCCUCUUUAUCCUUCAGACUUCACAGACGGUUUAACAGGGAAGGAUCGCUGUUUACUUAAAUAUACCACCACGGCUAUCUUCCUCUACAUUGCCAUUCUCCUGCCUGCAAUUGCUUUUGGUUCUCUGAAUGAUGAAAGCACAAGAGGGGAAAUAGAUGUUCAGAAGACCAUUGUUGGCCAAAGCAUUGGAGGAGUGAUCUACUCUCUGUUUGCUGGUUCCCCUCUGGUCAUUCCUCUGACCACUGCACCACUGGCCAUUUUCAUCAGCGUUAUCAGGGGUAUCUGUGAUGACUACGACCUCGACUUUGAUGCUUUCUAUGCCUGCAUCGGUUUAUGGAACAGCUUCUUCCUUAUCCUCGGGGGCUUAUUCAAUGUCAGCCUGAUGAUGAAACUCUUCAAACGCUCAACAGAAGAGGUUAUUGCAUUGUUCAUCUCCAUAGCUUUUGUUGGGGAUGCAGUGAAAGGCACUGUCAAAAUUUUUGAACACUUCUACUACGGGUCAACGUUGGCAACCACAAACAAAACUGUGGUGCUUCAGCAGAUAAAUGAGAUACUAGAUGGGACUGAGAACCAAACAACCACCAAGCUGGAGCAUAAAACUGGGGCGAACAUGUCACUGUUUGAACAUCCAGAAGAGAAAAUGUUAGUCUUCCUGCCGGAGACACUGGUGGAAUGCACAAGAGAAAGGCCCAUUCUCUGUCUGCUGCUCAUGUUGGGGACUUUGUGGCUGGGUUACGCACUCUACCUCAUCAAGAGGAGCCUGUACCUGAAUGGUAAAAUCAGAGAGGUGAUGUCUGACUGUGCCUUGCCUAUCUCUGUGGUGACAUUCUCCUUCAUUGGCUCCUAUCUUUUCAUUGACAUACAGCUUCCUGUAUUCAGUGUCCAUGAUGGUCCGAUCUUCAAGUACCCUGCAUUUGAAAAGCUGUCAGGACUGACUCCACUAGCCGCGGUCGGACUUGGUUUCCUGCUUGCACUGCUAAUCUUUAUCGACCAGAACAUCGUCAUCUCACUUACACAUGUACCAGAACAUAAGUUGUUAAAAGGCACAGCGUUCCACUGGGACUUAAUGCUGACUGGCUUCAUCAACAUCCUCAUGUCCUGUCUGGGGUUGCCAUGGAUGCACGCUGCCUUUCCUCAUUCCUCCCUACACGCCCGUCAGCUUGCCAAAGUAGAACAGCACGUAGAGGACGGACAUGUCUACACAACGAUUGUUAGUGUCAAAGAGACGCGUCUAACCUCACUAGCAGCGAACAUCCUGAUUGGCCUGUCUGCAUUCAUGCUACCUAUCCCUCUUCAGUGGAUCCCCAAACCCGUCCUCUACGGCCUCUUCCUUUACAUUGCAGCCACCUCACUCGAUGGAAAUCAGAUGGUAGAUCGCAUGACCUUGUUGCUAAAGGAGCAGACGUCUUACCCUCCAACCCACUACAUACGCCGUGUACCUCAGAGAAAAGUGCACUACUUCACAGCAGUGCAGAUGAUCCAGCUGAUCAUCUUGUGUGCAUUUGGGAUGUAUCCUCUGCCCUACAUGAAGAUGGUGUUUCCUCUGCUGAUGAUCCUACUGGUCCCUAUUAGGAUCAGCUUGCUUCCUCGAAUGAUUGAUGCCAAGUAUCUGGACAUCAUGGAUUCCCAGUACAUGUAGGACAGUUGGUCAAACUUGCGAAAAGAUGGAAGACAGAAGGGAACAGACUGACAAGUUAAUUAAGGUUUUAGUCACCAAUGUACCUACAAGAUUUUGCCUGAAGCACCUAAUAGUGACAGACUUUGUUUCCAUAAACUUCACUGUAACUAUAACUUGCAUCAAUCUGAAGUAUUUCUGCAGUUUAGUGGCACUCUCAUAGGUAGAAAAAAACACAUACACAGAUAAACAUAUGUGUUUGUCACUUUUGAACGAAAUACAAUUUUUUAUUGUUUUAUUCAGAUAUUAUAUUUUUUAAAUGAGGGUCACUUCUGUUUUAACACAUGCUGAUGAGGUGACUUCACUACAAGCAAUUUGGCCAAACAAAACAUCUUAACACUUAAAAAUUAUCACCUCUCGUAAGCAGAUUUCAUUUAGUUAUGAAGCUUUUAUUCUGAUGAGUCACAUGACGUACUAUACGCUGUCAUGGCUGUGACAAAUUGUUUUUUUAUUUAAAUAUUAUAGGGUCGAAUGAAAAAACUGUUAACCAAACUGGUUUAAUACAAUUUACCACAGUAAAUUUAUAUUUUUCAAAGAGAAAUAUGCACAGACAUUUUUUUU